GGUAGUUGAGUUCGCUGAGAUUUUAGUUAGUUUUCUUCAUGCUUUCGCGAAUKUUCGAAAYUCCUGGCUCGAUAGUACAAAAAGAAAGCCAUGGAAAUAUUUUAGAGAGCUUUUUUAAGCGCAACUCUGAGGGAAAUUCGCAAAACAAGGUGCUGAUAAACGGYUGUAAUGGUWGUGGAAAAACUUCUCUUCUCUUUUCACUCGCCGUCUCUUUCGCAGAAGAAGAAAAGAAUGUCUUGUUUAUGUCUCCUCGUAAGUUUGAUAAGCUGCCUGCGUUUCCAGAACGAAGACCAAGGCCUCUUACAARUGUUUUGCAAAGAAUAAAAAUGGUUUAUUUAGAGAAUGCCAAAGAAAUCCUGAAAUACUUGGCCUCGCUGCAUAUUGAACAAACAGCAAGUUCAGUYGAUUGUAUGAUUAUCGAUGAUUUAGAUUAUUACACCAAAGAUGGUCAAAAGAAUGAAGAUCUAAGUAUGUUGGCAAGGAUUCUAGCAUAUGCAGUUGAUGCAUACAAAUUCCUCAGGCAGAGAAACAGUUCAAGUUGUAGUGUACUAGCAAUAUCCACUGUCUACACCAAACCAAACCUGUACGAGAGAUGGAUGGAUCACGUAUUUAAAAUCAACGUACAAAAAGGCAAUAAGAGAAAUGAGAAAGAGCUAAAGUUAUCAGUCUUAAAGCCUUGKGGUGAAUCACUGAUAGAUGUUUAUUAUACGUUAACGAGUACUUGUUAUACUGUGACGCAAGUUAUUGCUUGAAAUACUGGAAAGAUACAGUCGUUUUUUAUGUCAURUAUGUAUUUUUUUGGUGCGUUGUAGCCAACGUGAAUACGCCAGUUUCGGAUUCAUAGCGAAAAACCGCUGCUUUCAUUUGACGACAGAUUCUCUUGCGCUAAGAGCUGACCAAACACAAAGAGAGUAACAUAGCACACUUUCUCCACACUGUCAUACAGUGUGCACUACUGAUACCAAACAAAGGCGYUCUCUGAUAACAUUGCCUUUCAAAAUUUAAAUCAUUCAGUUAGAAGGGCUACCAGCAGGCGUCGGGCUUUAGUUUUACCCUAUUUUGCCAAGCUAUCUAUGUAUUUAUCGCGUUUGAGAAUGACACAGGAAGCCCAAGGGGAAAAGGUGAUUGCUAUAGCUUCUGAACCUUUUACGUCACUACUUGAUUUUCAAUGCAUUGUGGGAUCAGUUUCUAGAGCAAACAAAAGAAAUCCGCCAUGUUCUGUCCCACACA
Messenger RNA from Exaiptasia diaphana, 1230 nucleotides. RefSeq lists its product as uncharacterized. Gene Ontology annotation, biological process: double-strand break repair via homologous recombination. Gene Ontology annotation, molecular function: single-stranded DNA binding. Lineage: Eukaryota; Metazoa; Cnidaria; Anthozoa; Actiniaria; Aiptasiidae. The record is from RefSeq and is a predicted model, not a curated record. Gene Ontology annotation, cellular component: Shu complex. The transcript has 2 exons. Bases 39 to 752 code for a protein of 237 amino acids.